Molecule: messenger RNA, 342 nt
Organism: Entamoeba dispar SAW760
Lineage: Eukaryota; Evosea; Mastigamoebida; Endamoebidae
Exons: 1
Coding region: 1-342 (113 amino acids)
Source: RefSeq, a predicted model, not a curated record
AUGGAUUUAACCACUUUUUGUAAUGAAUUAAAACAACGAAUUCCUGGUUCAAUUGAAGUAGCGAUGUAUGACCUCAAUAAGGUUGAAAUUGCAACAAGCAAUGAACAACAAACAAACGAUAAUUUGAAGUAUUUAAAAGAAGAAGAAAUAUAUGAUAAUGUCUCAAAGUUUGGGAGAGGAAAACACAGUUGUUCUACAAUUGUGAUGGAUGAUAAAACAAUUAUGAUAUUGACUUGUGGAAAAAUUAAAGUAUUUAUUUCAUUACGGCCUUUAUCUAAUAUUGGACUUAUAUACUCUCUUCUUCCAUCAAUCCAAUCAAGUCUUUCAACGAUCGAAAUCUAA